AUGACAAUUGGAAGUGCGAGUAUGCCAGCAGCCGACCGUAUGCUACAGCGGUCUCCGAUCGAACGACUUCCGCAGGAGCUCUUGUUCACGAUUUUCUCUAUUCUUGUAGAUGGUGCAAAACCUCUUCUGAGAGAAGCCGGGUUAAAACCUCUGCGCAUGGGCGACGUCCCAUGGCUUGUUCUUCCCUCCGUUUGCCGCUGGUGGCGGAAGACAUCCGAUCUUUGCUUGGAACUCUGGACAACCAUCAACUUUUGGGAACCUGAAACUACCGAUAAGCUCUGGCAGAAGUCAAAGGGUCGCAACCUCGAACUCAUCUUCGUCUCUGGGCGAUACGCGCAGUUCUCUUCGAAAGCGGCGGUGUACCAUCGAAGCGCGAGGAAGUUGAGGAAGAACAUAUUCGCGAGGGCACGUUCUAUCAAGUUUGUGCUCGAGGAGAUGCCGCGCGAGGAGUACGACUCCGAUCAACCUGAUUGGGAGAAGGUGAUCGCUUGCUCGAAUGUCGUGAAGCAUAUCCUGGAAACGCCGGCCCCCGUUGUGGUAUCGCUCCACCUGGCAAACACCUUCGACUUCGAAGAAAUGUCUGGCCGUGAUGCACCGAACGUCGCUACUAGUCAUCGGUACAUGAAACCUUCCGACUAUCCCAUGUUGCGAAGCCUGUACCUCGACUCCUGGAUCUCCGUCCCGCCCACCGACCUGUUCUUCAGCAUUCCUUUAACGAGCCUCACAUUCGCACGCGGAGUCUACUUCGAUUCGUUUCUUGAGUUCCUUGAUGUACUCUCUGGCUUGCCUACAAUCGAAGUUUUCAACAUGGAUGAUCAAGACGAUGACAUCUUCUACAUGAGCGAAGCGUUCGGCGAACAGGUUAUGACGGACGCUCUCUCGAAGUACCGGCGGGACCCAGGUUCUAUUGAACUGCCUCGCCUGAAGCUCCUGGAUCUAACGAUGAGCGAUACGGACCUGGCCGUCGAGAUUAUGCGCUGGAUAGUCAUACCUCCGACCACGCAUCUGGUCCUUAGGAGAGUUCCAUUCAUGGUACCUAAGGAGGCUGAGGAGCCAGAUGCAAUCCAGGAAGAGGUGAUUGGGCUUCUUGGAAUGCUGGUAACAUACUUUGCAUCCGCAAAGACAAUGGGACAUAAUUCAUUUCAAGGUCUCGGAGACCUCGUUGCGACGACCGGAACGUCUAUGGACGAGAAAAAAGGAUUGCUUAGCACAUUGUGCAUUCGCGCAAAUCAUUGCCAGCGCUCGGAUGAGGAAGUUACUCUUCCUACCGUCGAAUGCGCGCCGCAGCUGGACGUAUCGCUCUCGUUCCGCGCCGACGAACUCCAGGAUAAUGUUGUUGGCGAUGUCCUGUCCUGUCUUCUUCUUGUACUCGGGAACGAUGCUACAAAAUUGCGUUUGUCAACCGCCGCGUUGGCUUCGGGCUCAAUGGAUACGCCGGCGAGGACCAUAUACCACGCCGCGGCGCUCGACAACGCAUUGACAAUGCACCCUCUGGGUCUUAUACACCUCAAGGAAGGGGCAGAGUCCAUUUCGCCCGCAUCAACGUCGGUUGAAAUCCUUCCGCACCUCGCUGCACUGGAGUACUACGGGUUUCGACCCACACCGACGCCCCACAGUCCAAAGCCGGAGGACGAGAUCCGGUACAUUGGGGACUGCUUGCAGCAUCGUGUAGAAGCAGGGACCCUACGCGAGGUUGCUUUCUACGCUUCGCACAUCAGCGAGCGCGACAUAGAGGCGUUGAAGGAGCAACUUGACUGUAUAGUCAGGUGGGAGGGAAUGAAGUUACCGGACGUUCCUUUAUCGGAUACUCCAGCCGGCAGCGUAGACGAGACGCGGGUCGAGUGA
Messenger RNA from Peniophora sp. CBMAI 1063, 1845 nucleotides. The record is from the annotation of a GenBank genome assembly. NCBI's taxonomy places the organism in Eukaryota, Fungi, Basidiomycota, Agaricomycetes, Russulales, Peniophoraceae.